AUACAGUGGGUCCAAAAAAGUUAUUCGUCCACCUUUCUUUUUCAUUUUCCUCAUCGACGUUAGUAGCUAGAACACAUUUGACAAUAAAUAAUCUUUACUGUAUGUUUAACUUUUCUCAUUACUGUCAAAUCCUUGUGAUCAAACUUACUACAUCAUGAAUGAAUACAACAGUUUCUAGAGAAUCGAAAGAGCUUUAAAACAGACUCUUUCAGAAAAAUGGGGUUUCUUGUUUUAUCGAAAAGCGUUAGCCUACAUGAUCUAGUUAUACAUGUUAUAGUGAACUUAACGACCUUUGGCAAAUCAACGAAGAUAUUGUGAAUAGCCCAGUUUGUAGAGAAUUGAAAGAGCUUUCUAAUUAUGGGUUGAUUUCUUUAUAUGCUCCUACAGUACCAGAGAAAAGCCCAUGGGAAGAAUUUUAAUGGUAUUCUUUAAUACCAGCUUCCAAGUGAAGAUCCUAUCUGGAUGGAACUUCUAAAUUCAACAGUUUUUCUCUUACGAAGGUACAAGGCGAAGAAGAAAGCGAUAAUCAGUCGUUAUCUCUCUAACAGUUUGUCUCCGUCUUGUUCUUCGUCAGCAGUAUUACAUAUAUAUAGUCCAAUUUACAAUCUAUUCAAUUCAACAGUUCAAUCUAUUCUUUACAUUUAUCCUACUUUUGUCUGACGAAGACGUCUUUGACGUUGAAACAUAAGAAGAAAAAUAAAACAGGAAAGAGUAUUCAGAAAUAACCCAAAUGAAUAAAUCUCUUAUUUUCUCUUCAGACUUGAUUUGUAGAGCAGAAUCAAGACUUUCAGACACGUAUAACUGAAUUAGUUCCAUUUUUCGAGAGCGACGGGGUACGCUUCCGUCUUCCACAUAACAGAAUGUCAUAAUAAGAGCUGGAAAUGCAAGAAAAAACCGAAUUUUUUCAGAUAGUUUACAGCACAAUGACAGUUACGGUGAGAGAUUAGGUGAGCUUUCUAAGCAAGAGUUUCCGACAGAUAUUACUGUUUUAUCCUCUACUUUUUCCGUCUCUCGAUUUCUUUAGUCACCAGUAAAUUUGGAUAUAUUAAAAAAAUACGUGAAGCAUUUGAAUGGGUUGAACUAUAUUUCAAAAAAUCUUUGUUUACUGAUGACCGUGGCAAUUUUUGUUCAACAUGCAUCGAAACAAUUACACCAGCCAGAUUACUUAUAGAUCUAGCAUCAUCGUCGAAAUUUUUAAGUAGUGAUGAAGAUGGUCCAUUGAGGGAAAUGAAUUUUUUCAAUCCCAGAUCGAAAAGAGCAAAACAGAAACAGUCAAUUAUAAUCAAUGCAUAUAAUGGAAUUUAUAAUCAUAGGAAAGCUAUGAUGACGUAUGCAAGGGAUAUUAAAGAUCGAAGCUUGACGAUUUUGGUUUCGACUACUGGCAAUCAAUGGUGUAAUAUUCUGGACUAUUUCUCUGAUUCCAAUGCUACAAAUGGGAACACAGCAUAUGAUAAAACGCUGCCAAGUUUGGAAGUAUUGUCUGUUGUACGAAUUUUAUUAGGCUUCCGGAUUUAUGAAUAUUCAGCAGAUGCAUAUGCUUAUUUAAAACCGAUUCUAGUAGCUUUACAUAAUAACGAAGCAUCAAGCGAAAUAACAACAAAAGUUUCAUUGAACAAUAAGCGUGAGCAAGCAUUAGAAAGACGAAGUGCCGAUAUUAUUGAAAGAAUUGCAUUCGCUAUACAGACAAUAUUAGAUAUAUUUAAAAUUAUAGAUGAUAUUAAGCCUGAUAUUGUUAAUGAUAUUAAAAUUGAAUUUGGUCAGAUAACAAAAGCAACAAGGUUACAAAUAGAAGAAACGAUCAGAAAAAAUUAUUAUAUCAAUGAUAAUCCUGGUGCAGUUAAUGAUUCCAUAAUUGAUUAUCCAGAUGAUGUUGAUUUGUUGGAAUUAGAUGAAGUACGAAUAAAGUCAGUGAAAGAAGCACCAAAACAAUCGAUGCAAAUAUCACUGAAUGCAUUAUUUUAUUGCAAAUUGAAUACAGAUGAACAAUCUCAAAAAACAAAUGAGAAUGAGAAAAAAAUACUUCAAUUACCAUUUAAUAUAAUUUAUACUACACAACUAGUGGGCAGUGAUUGUAUCUUUCAUAAUGCAAAAAAAAGAAAUAUUGAUGUUCAACAACUGUUAAAGAAUCUUGUGGAAAAGAAAAUCUUGUCAUCUGGAAUGUUUUUAAAGACAUCAGGAAAAAAUGUUCCUAGUUGGAUCAGAAAUUUAGAAUUUGUUGAUGAAAAGGAGUUUGAUAAAUUUAAAUAUACGUUGUUGAAUGACUACGGCUGGACAUUAGAAAAGUACUUAGAAAAAGUUAGACAGAACGCCGAAUAUGCAACAAGUUUACAAUUAACAAUCCCGGUGGGUGCAGACAAACUAAAUAAGCAAAAGCAAUCAAUUAGAUUGAUGGAUGAACAGAUAAUGAGAACUAAAGAACAACGUUCACAAAAAGCUACUAGUGGACAAAUACAGGCUACAACUAGGGAUACUGCAACAGAAACUGCAUACGAUCAAAUGGGUAAUUCUAUACAACCAGGUAUUCGUGUGGAAAAACGUACUAAUAAUGACGAAGAGAGUACCAAGAAUGAGUUAUCAAAUGCUGAAGCAGAAAAUAUGUCGAAAAAACAGCAAAAUUCAUGUGAAAGUGAAUAUAUGGAAGAAGAAGCAGCAAAUAAUUCAGUUGGAAAAGAAGAAUUUGCAGAGGUAGUUGCAACACAUACAACAGCUCGUAAAGCAAAACAAACUACGAAUCCUCGAGACGAAGCAAGGACGAUUAAAAAGUUUAAAGCAACAAGUAAUGUUCAUCUUCGGUUCACUCGGUUCCGUGAUGUUAAGUCACAAUGA
Didymodactylos carnosus is the source of this 2826-nucleotide messenger RNA. NCBI's taxonomy places the organism in Eukaryota, Metazoa, Rotifera, Eurotatoria, Philodinida, Philodinidae. The record is from the annotation of a GenBank genome assembly.